Molecule: messenger RNA, 1286 nt
Organism: Gymnogyps californianus (California condor)
Lineage: Eukaryota; Metazoa; Chordata; Aves; Accipitriformes; Cathartidae
Gene: RELT
Product: RELT TNF receptor
Exons: 11
Coding region: 1-1185 (394 amino acids)
Biological process (GO): apoptotic process
Source: RefSeq, a predicted model, not a curated record
AUGAACCCGGGCGUCUCCAUCCCCACGCCAGCCCGGUCUCCCCCGGCGAUGAAGAGGAGCGGGAUGCGCUGGUGGCUCGUCACCGUCCUGGGGGUGCUGAGCGGACCCGGCACGGGGGCCGGGAGCUGUGGUCCCCGGGAGCACGGGACGCCGGGAUGCCCACCCGGAGAGGAGCCCGCCGGGGGUCCGGUGGGGAUGUGCCGAGCUUGUCCCCCCGGCACUUUCUCACCGGGGGACGUAUCCUGCUCUGCUCAUACCCGCUGCCGGGCCGGGAACAGGAUCCUGGUGGAACCGGGGACAGCGGUGACCGACAGCCGCUGCGGAGCCUGCCUGCCGGGGUUUUACAGCCCUGAAGGGGAGAGGGAGCCCCGGGGCCGGUGCCUGCCCUGCGCCGCUGCUCCCCGCAGCACCCCGGGGUGCCCAGGCCGGCGGCGAGCCCGCAGCCCCGAAACACCGGGCCGGGCAGUGGGGACCAACGGGACACGAGUGACCCUGAUGGGUGAGGAAGAGGAGGAGGAGGAGGCGGCGGCGGCGGCGCAGGCGGCCGUGCUGACCAUCGUCCCGGUCUUCUGCGCCAUGGGGUUGUUGGGCAUCCUGGUCUGUAACCUGUUGAAGAAGAAGGGUUACCACUGCACCGCCAGCAAGGAGCCCCAGCCCGGCGGCACCGGUCCCAGCUCCAUCUACCAGCUGGAGGACGCCAACGAGGACACCAUCGGGGUGCUGGUGCGGUUGAUCACCGAGAAGAAAGAAAACGCCGCGGCGCUGGAGGAGCUGCUAAAGGAGCAUCACGGCCAACAGCUGAUGCCACCACCAGACUGCACCCCCCUGAAUAAGCUGCACCUCCUGCCUCAGUUUCCCCCCGCCUGCCGGCACCAGCAGCACCUCCACACGGUGCAAGGUCCGGCCCCGUGCGCCCGCUGCAGCCAGAAGAAGUGGCCGGAGGUGCUGCCAUCGCUCAGCGCCACCAAGGUCCCCAAACCCGGGGGUCGUCCCAGUGAGGUGACCAUCCUCUCCGUCGGCAGGUUUCGGGUGUCGCGGAUCCCCGAGAUGAGGAGCGAGGUGGGGGGUGAACCCCCCCGCGGUCCCCUCCCCGUCGGUAGCGGGAUGCGGCCCCCGUGGUUGAAAAGCACCGAUGGCCCCCUCGAGCUGGCACCGGACCUGGGGGCUGCCUCGGGGGGACGGUGACACCCACAAAGACCCCAUGGCGGGGGACGGAGGACGUUGGGCACCGUGUGAAAGCCAGUCCCGCUUGGAGCCAUGAAGUGCUGGAGGUGGCAGCUUGGCUU